UAUGGCGGUCGAUGGGAAGGAAGAGGAGAAAAUUUCUCCGAUUUUCAACCUGAUAUGUCGACCCCUUGAACUUUGUACGUGUUUCAAAAUGCUUUGAGUUAACGUUCAAAGCAAAUAACUUGCUUUGUAAAUACAAAUUCGAAUGGGUUCUCAAACGCUGGAGAUUUUGCGUCAGGGUGUUUGGGCCUCGCUGACGGGAGGUUGGUUCUUCGACCCACACCAAGAAAUCUUUACCAAUACCUUUCAUUUUUACUUAUGGAUUAUUCUGCUGUGUCUGCCGUUUUCUCUUUACCUUGGUGCUCCGCCUUCUGAUCUAGUCUGGGUCUUGUAUGCAGCAUUUGUUGGAGUUCUAUUCGCCAUCAUUAAAUUCUUAAACUACCGUCUUCAUUUGAUGUUUGACGGCGAGGAAUUUCACUCCGAGGAAGAUCAGCGAGAGGACAGUGGCUCCACAAGAGAAAUCCCAACAGGAGAUAGCGUCGUGAGAGAGCACUCCGUUAGCGUGAGACGUGAUGAUAGUUCCGUUGUGUCUCCCCAUGGGGAGGGGGCCGGGGAAGUCAUUGAAAUGGAGGUGAUUAACAGAUGUGGCUCAUCCGCUGAUUGUAAUGGUAGCCAUGAGCAACAACCCCUGCCCCCCUCAAUGCCUUCUUCUCUUCUUAACCAAUCGCAGACAAUGGAGAAUAACCCUGAUCAGGAUAGUGGUGAUCAAGCUAGCAAGACAGAAGAAGAAACAGGCGCAAGAAGAAAAAAAGUAGGGGCAAAGGAGAUAACGUUUGCACUGGAAAUACCAACAAGUGAUGAUUCAGAUGACAGUGGGAGGCAAAGUCCUAGUGGAAAGUUAAAUCCAGGAAGUUCUCAACAAGACCAAGAAACUGAAAAAGAGAUGCCAAAUACACACAAAGAGAAUCAUUUUGAAAGCAUGACAAGUUUCAAAAGUGACCAAUCACAUGACGAUGCUCCAAGCUCAACAAACGAUGUCCAAAACCCAAAUAACAAGGAAGAAUGUACAAUAGACACUUUAAGCAGCCUUUCUGCCUUUCCACUUCCUAUAAUGGAAAGCCCUUUAUUUGAAGCUCAAUCUGCUCCAGGUCUCGCAACAUCUGACAUUUGGAAACCUAAUGUGUCUUCACCAAAAAGYGAUGGUUCAUCACUYAGUUUAUCAAGCAUUCCUCCCACCACAUURAAGCAAGUUACAGCAGCUUUAGAAAACUUUGAUCUUGCUGGCAUGCUGAAGAACCAAGAGGCUAGUGCAGAGGAAGAAAGUCAAGAUAAUCUCUCCUCAGAAGUUGUUGAUUUGUUYAAAGAUUCCUCCCCAAAGGAAACUUCCCUACUCAGGGAAGACUCGCAAGAGGAAAGCAUUUGUCACAGACCACGUUCAAUAUCAGACAUAGUGCAAGAGACUAGAAAYAGUGAAGCAAGUUGUUCAGCAGCUGCCGGACAUGACAGUCCUUUAGGAAUGGAUGGUUCUUUGUCUCUGCAGGGAAGUUUCAGCUUACGAAAUCCUUCAGCAAGCUCACAUCCUGAGUCAAUAGACAGCACAGGUAUCAACAUUACAGUCAACAAAGACACGGCUUCUACAGCCACACAGACUGGAAGUUUAGGGGAAGUCGAGGGGUCAGGUCGUGAGGGCUCUGACUUAAUCCUUGCCAGACGUUCAUCUCAGCUAGCAAGAAGAAGGAGAAACAUUCAACGCACUUCAGCUAGACGAAGGAGGAGGACGGGCGAUUCUGCAAGUGCAGCCGGACCGUUCACAGGUGUAUUGUUACAUGCUAUGGAUACAGCACCACCCCAAGCUCACGUAGCAUCGUCUUACAAUGAUACUACCCCAGGGGCACUGCAUUGUUAUCAAGAUGAAUUUGGUCAGUGGCAAACUUACAUGUUUGAAGGAGAUGCAUCUAUAACUGGAUCCAAUCCUCCUCCAUCGCGCUCUUCUAGCAGAAUUAGGGAUCUGGUUACUAACUGGGAAACAAGUAGUUCCUCAUCUACAUUUGUAGUUGAGCAUUCAUUAGAGGGAUAUGAAGAUAUCCCUCAAACUGAUCUGCAGAGAACUGCUUCUCAGCGACGAUGGGCGGAUACUGUUUCGUCUGCUAACAGUCUCCCAAUAGGACAACCUUUCACAACUGUCACUCAAGUGGAGAAGUUUGUCGUUCCUCAUUAUUUCAAGUUCCAACUUUUUCCUAAUAAAUUUAUAAAGAUUAAGUUUGACAGGCUUUCAUUGUUGGCAUUGAUGGAUAGGAAUAAAUAUGUUUUUGAAGCCUUGGCAUCUGUUAUCUUAGCUGUUUUGGUUGCUGUUCUUGGAUACUGGCUUUUAGUCAAGAAUUUUUUUAAUGAUUUUUGGAUUUUUCUGUUUUGCUUCAUCAUUGCUAGUUGUCAGUUUUCUCUUCUUAAGAGUGUUCAGCCAGAUGCUGCAUCUCCAACACAUGGCCAUAACCACAUAGUAGUGUUUAGCCGACCUGUGUAUUUCUGUUCAUUGGCGGCCAUUAUAUURAUACUGGACAAGAUUGUACAGCAGCCCGAUAUACAGUGUAUAGCAUUGUAUACCUUACCACUAUGCACUGCUGGUAUUCUUACAUACACUAGGAAUUUUCUCAUUGGCUUUAUCUUAGGAUUUCCAUUGAUAUUUCUAAUUGGUUUACUACCUCAAGURAAUACUUUUACAAUGUAUGUCCUAGAACAACUAGACAUGCAUGUCUUUGGUGGAAACGCAAUGACAAGCCUCAAAGGAUCUGUUGUUAGYGUCCUUAGAAGUAUUCUUGCUACUGGUGUUUUGUAUGGGUUUUGUUAUGGAGCUAUGUCUAACGAGACUAUGGGAUCUCAGCAUGUCUUGUUUUCCAUCUUUUCCGGCCUUCUUGUAGCAGUAUCSUAUCAUCUGAGUAGAACYGCAACGGAYCCCACAGUUUUAGCAUCUUUGUUUCGCUCAUCAUGUCUUGAUAAGCAUUCCUUCAGACCAGAAGUAGACUUUGUGGAUCCACUUCCAGGAAAACUCAAACAGACAUUGUCAAAGAGACUUCAAAACGAUAUGAUAUGCUGUAUAAUCAUCUUAAUCUUCGUGUUUGCUAUUCAUGUCAGUACUGUUUUCACAACGCUACAGCCUUACGUUAGCUAUGCCUUGUAYGGUCUUGCGGGUACRCUUGGUGUCUUCAAUCACUAUCUWUGGCCKCAGUUACGGAAACCUCUUCCAUGGCUUUGCUUUGCUGUCCCGUUCUUUAAGAGUAGAGAAUUUAAUCAGUUUGAAGUUCGAGAUGCCGCGAAGAUCAUGCGUUUUGAAAAGGCACAUGUUUGGCUGAACUUCAUCGAAAGAAACUUCGUCUACCCUGCCGUAUUUCUUAGUGCUUUGACGAGAUAUGCAAAACCGCUGGUCGAAAAGUUUGGAAUCAUUGUUGGCCCUGUCAUUAUAUGUGUAGUUGGUCUCAAGUUACUGCGCAGUGCGUUCUCGGACUCGUCUCGUCAACACUUGAUUCUAGUCUUCACCUUGUUGUUCUUCAGCUUUGACUUUGCUUACAUGUCUGAAACCCUACUCAUUGACUAUUUCUUUAUGUCAAUAUUCAUGACUAAGCUCUACGAGUUGAUUCUAAAGAUUCGCUUCAUUGUGACGUAUAUAGCGCCGUGGCAGAUCACGUGGGGGUCAGCUUUUCACGCUUUUGCUCAGCCAUUCAGCGUGCCUCAUUCAGCAAUGUUAUUCUUUCAAGCCAUUGUGUCGUCAAUUCUAUCAGCUCCUCUCAACCCUGUUUUAGGAAGUGCAAUUUUUAUAACGUCUUACGUUAGACCUGUAAAGUUUUGGGAGAAAGAUUACAAUACCAAUAGAGUAGACCAUUCUAAUACAAGAUUGUCAUCUCAAUUGGACCGCAAUCCAGAGUCUCAACAGGAGACUGUUUUGUACUGGCGUCAGAUUACCUUAAUGCUUUAGUCCAUAUAAUAGAGGUUGGCAAUGGGCUUGUYACGUUUCAGCUUAGGGGACUGGAAUUUAGAGGUACCUAUUGUCAACAACGUGAAGUAGAGGCUAUCACUGAAGGAGUUGAGGAUGAUAACGGUUGUUGUUGCUGUGARCCAGGCCAUUUGCCCAAUAUGCUGUCCUUGAAUGCAGCGUUUGGUCAGCGGUGGUUGGCAUGGCAAGUAGCGUCAACCAAGUACAUCAUUGAAGGGUACAGCAUCAGUGAUAAUAGUGCUGCGUCAAUGUUACAAGUCUUUGAUUUGAGAAAGAUAUUAGUAACUUAUUAUGUCAAGUCUGUGAUAUUCUACGCCAUGCGAUCAGAAAAGCUUGARCARUGGAUYGGAAAUGAUGUCUURAGCGAGGCACUGACGCCAAUGCAUGAGGCUUCCCACGUCGACUUAGAUUCGUGUUUUUAUAGCAAUAUCGACGAGGACUAUGAUCUCAGACAGGGUGGUAUCUCACGGACUAGUUUCCUGUUGUGUUAUUAUGAAUGGAUACAGUAUUGUGGCUCAAGACGGCAGACGCCUAUCGAAGCUGAUCGAAGUUCGAUGGUAGUUACCUUAUGCUUUGCUUUGUGUCUCCUGGCACGAAGAGCCCUGGGCACCGCGUCACAACAUCAGUCAGCCAGUCUUGAAUCGUUUCUAUAUGGCCUUCAUGCUCUGUUCAAGGGGGAUUUUCGCAUUACGUCACAGAAAGACGAAUGGGUCUUUGCUGACGUAGAUUUUCUUAGAAAAGUUGUGGCACCCGGAGUGCGCAUGUCUCUUAAACUUCACCAGGAUCAUUUUUCAUCCAUGGACGAGUACGACGACCAUGCUACGAUGUACGAAGCAAUUACAAGCCACGAACAAAAUAUGGUUAUAUCGCACGAAGGUGAUCCGGCAUGGAGACAAGCUGUGCUGGCUAACACACCAUCUUUGCUAGCGCUUAGACACGUAUUUGAUGAUGGAGCUGACGAAUACAAGAUUAUYAUGCUGAAUAAGCGAUAUUUGAGCUUUAGAGUUAUAAAGGUCAACCGUGAAUGCGUAAGGGGUCUCUGGGCAGGGCAACUACAAGAACUCAUAUUCUUACGCAAUCGAAAUCCAGAACGAGGUUCCAUCCAGAAUGCUAAACAAGCUUUACGAAAUAUUAUCAAUUCAUCGUGUGAUCAGCCAAUAGGCUAUCCGAUCUAUGUAUCUCCGCUGACCACCUCUUACGCAGACACAAACAGUCAUCUUUCUAGCAUUAUCGGUGGGCCWAUGAGCUUCAAUGGCAUCACAGGGUUUAUWCGCCGUGUAGGSGAUCACUUACGUGCAAGAUGUGGUGCUUCGUGUCACAGUGGUGGAGAACCGUCGGACGACACAGUUCCAGAAGUAUCCACCAAUUCUGCUGUCUUUUCAGAACGUUACAGUUUUCGGGAGCCGUCGCGAUCGGCUGCUUUUCGGAGCAGCAGCGGAAGGCUACCAAGAACGAACUUUGCUUCAGCCCCUGUGGGAUUUAGGACCAGUGUGCGCUCAGCGGGCCCCCCACAGAUUGCGGUUCAAAAGAGACUUAGUUCGGGUAUGAGUCUAUCUCAGCCACAGCCCAUAAGCCCUAAUUCACCCUCAGAGGAUCUACGUCAAAUGGUACGAAUCGUAGAUCCCCUGCAAGUAUACGAUACUAUAAACCUUGGACGUAGAAUAGAUGUCCAAUGGCCCUCUGAAUACAUGCGCGAACGUGGAGGAAAGAAUAGCUGGAAAGACUGGAARCCAACGGAAGGGCUUGAAGGACCUGUUGUCCAUCGAUGGCAGCCAUGCCACCGAGAUAUMACUCAACGCAGUCACGUGGAUAGGACUAUUUUACUUGUCARGAUUGAAGACAGAUUCGUACCGAUUGCUGAAUCAGGUGUCACAGAAAUCGGAUAUGAAGUUUGAAUCGCAUGGAAAAGCCUGGAACGAGUAUAGAAUCGAGUCUAAUGCUCCCAAUAGACAAGGUGCAGCAACGCCAUUUUGUGCAGCAAAGCAUGAUGGUAGUUGUAGGCCUCACACUUAUUAUAGACCCUAAAAUAUCUCCUUUAAAGACUUUCUUACGCUUUGAUUGCGGAAAAGGCAAAACAACAUCUAUUUUGACUUAGAAAAGGCAAAAACAUUUCAGAAGCACUGUUAUAGCGGACUUGAAAAACUACGAGGACAACAACUACCAUCAUAUUUUGCUACACAAAGUCGCUGCACAUUGGCCGUCUCCAUUCUCGACUCGUCGAAAUUCGUCGUGGAGAGAAUAUAAUUUCUCCAGUUAUAAGUUUGUCUGGCUUCAUCUGCGCGCGGACGAUAAUGAUCAAGGCUCAUUUCCACGUGAUGAUUCUUAAUUGUAAUAUAAUAGAUGAAUCAUUCUUUCGAUUUAUUUUGUAAUAUUGGAAGUUCAUUACAUGCAAUUCAUCGUCGGUAAAAGUUCGCCUGGGAUUCCAUGUGGUAACCUGAAUUCCUCUCCGACAUCAUUCUCGUACCCAGGAACUCCCCAUGCUCUAUCGAAGGAUGCAACUUAGUGCGGCAAAGCGCAGAUGAAAAUCGUGCGGUUUCCGGGAAGGUCUGGGAACUUAAACACAGGAAGCCCAUAGCUAGAAACGUACUAAGUCAGUUGCCAACUGUAAACAAUUUAGAAAAUUUUUACCGCAUCAUUUGUCGUGAGUUACCCUAAAGGGAAGGCUGUAUAUACUGCCUAGAAUAUUGUGAAUAAAAACAUAGUUACUGUAACAUAUUAUUUAGGAAUUGAAUAAAAUUGCACUUUCCGUAAA
Exaiptasia diaphana is the source of this 6674-nucleotide messenger RNA. Its product is annotated as pecanex-like protein 1. The record is from RefSeq and is a predicted model, not a curated record. NCBI's taxonomy places the organism in Eukaryota, Metazoa, Cnidaria, Anthozoa, Actiniaria, Aiptasiidae. Gene Ontology annotation, cellular component: membrane.